Molecule: messenger RNA, 2282 nt
Organism: Paramormyrops kingsleyae
Lineage: Eukaryota; Metazoa; Chordata; Actinopteri; Osteoglossiformes; Mormyridae
Gene: gpa33a
Product: glycoprotein A33 (transmembrane), paralog a
Cellular component (GO): plasma membrane
Source: RefSeq, a predicted model, not a curated record
UCAAUUAUAUGACUUGUGGGCAGGGUGGGGGAAAUAGGGGUCAGGUGUGCGUCGAUCUAAGUAAAAGUUUUCUGGUUGCAAGAUUUUACCGAAAAUGUUGAAUUUUAUUAUUGGGACGUAUGGAAAAAUGGGAAUAGCUGAAGCUUUCUACAUUUUUGCAGUGCUUUCUGCCGCAUCUGGGAUCCAGGUGUCCAUUCCACAGAAGGUUUACGAGGUCGCCAGGGGUGAUAACAUCAGUCUGCCCUGCACGUUUACGUCCAAUGUCAAAGUAACCACAAGUGCUUCAGCCAAUUGGGCCAUUCUAGGGGGCACCCCUGAUGACCCCACAUCGGAUCCGGUGGCCACCUACUACUUCUCAGAGAACAAUUUGGAUGUGUCGGCCCAAUUUGCAAAUAGAGCCUCCAUGAAUCCUCAGUUCAGCACUGGACAGAUCGACCUCUCCCUCUCCAACAUCAUGAUGUCGGACAAUGCGACGUUCGAGUGCCAAGUCCAGAUCCCGAAAGAUAUGGGGGGAAAGCCAAAUGCCAAAACUCGACUGGUCGUGCUGGUGGCUCCCUCAGUACCUGCAUGCGGGAUCCAGGGGUCGCCAACAAUAGGCCAGGACAUCAUGCUGACCUGCAAAUCCAGUGAAGGUUCUCCUGUACCCACAUACACCUGGCAGAGUUUCGACAAGAACAACAUCCCCAGGGCCCUUCCGCCCCGGGCCACCAGCAAGGAUGGUGUAUUGUCUCUCUUCAAUAUUUCUGCGGACACCACUGGCUAUUACAUCUGCACGUCUGCAAAUAAGAUUCGCAGCCAAUCCUGCAAUUAUACUCUGGCUGUCACAUUACCCUCCAUGAGCGUCGGCUCCGCAGCCAUCUUUGCUGGGGUCGGCCUGGCCGCCCUCCUCGUGGUCGGCAUCAUUAUCUAUUGCUGCUGCUGCCGCCGGAGGGAGAAGGAUACCGAGGGCUACGAGAUGGGGGAGACGGAACAACCCUUGGAUGACUCGAUCGCCAAGGCCAACACAGUGGAAUACUGUGACGACAAACGUAGCGUCAACUGCAAGGAUGGAUUGGAUGUCCGUGCUGAGCAGAAAGAGAAUGGAAGAGAUGAUGAGGAUCAUGAUGACUACGGUGGUCGACAAGAUAAUUAUGAUGACCGCCGGAGUGACUAUAGCGGCCGACGGGAUAACUAUGAUGACCGCCGGAGUGACUAUAGCGGCCGACGGGAUAACUAUGAUGACCGNAGUGACUAUAGCGGCCGACGGGAUAACUAUGAUGACCGCCGGAGUGACUAUAGCGGCCGACGGGAUAACUAUGAUGACCGCCGGAGUGACUAUAGUGGGCGACGGGAUAACUAUGAUGACCGUAGCAACAGGUACGAUGACAGGCGAGAUAGAUAUGAUGACCGGCGUGAUGAUUAUGACCGGCGGGAUCAAUACGAUGAUCGGCGUGAUGAUUAUGACCGGCGGGAUCAAUACGAUGAUCGGCGCGACAGACAUGGUUCAUAUGAUGACCACAAUGACCGUCGCAACCAAUAUGACGAGGUCUCUGACAACGACCAUGAAACACCACCAAGCGUCCCCCCCAACAAACCAAGGAAAAUGGACUGAUCUCAGAUCUGCCCCACCCACGGCAGGUGGGAAGGAGGAGUUUGUGAAGCAUGCUUUGCCUGCGUUCAUAAUGUCCUUGAGCUCAAGGGGUUACCAUGUAGGGGGCCACCUAUUGACGUGAACCAGUCCAUUUGUUACCGUUCAGUUGCAAAGGAUGCCUUAAAUUGUGAAUUAUGUCUGUUGUAGUUAAAUUUGAACUUCAGGCUUCUUGUCUUCCUAGUAUUGGUGUAAUCAGUGUUCCUGCUACUCUGUUCAAGGUAAUCUCAGGGGAUUUUUUUUUUACUAUUACUCAAUUUUUACUCUGUGGUAUACUUCAUAUUUGUGGGAUUCUUUCAUCAGGGCAAAUAAUACUUAUUUUUAUAUCUGUAUUUGUUUUUUAUAUGUACUUUUUAAAAAUCAGUUAAUAUUUUGAAUCUUGUGUUUAGUAUAUUUUUUUCUUUUAAUAAAUGUGAUGCGUUCGAAUUUCUCUUGCUUCCUGGUUUUGUAGAAACAAGCCUUAUGUGUAAUUUAAAUGUGUGUUUGGUGAUAUGAGAGCUGAGCUUGCUGGGAAGUCCUGAGAAUGCAGCUAAGCUUCACUGAGUCCAUAUCCUUUACACAGCAGUUCAGGAAAGGUGAAGGGUUCUCCAGCUUGGCUCACCUUGUCUCCACUGUCUUAAUAAACAAACAAAUAAAUCUUAGUCUGUCACAUGCA